Molecule: messenger RNA, 4418 nt
Organism: Myxocyprinus asiaticus (Chinese sucker)
Lineage: Eukaryota; Metazoa; Chordata; Actinopteri; Cypriniformes; Catostomidae
Product: chloride channel protein 1-like
Exons: 23
Coding region: 56-2905 (949 amino acids)
Biological process (GO): transmembrane transport; chloride transport
Cellular component (GO): membrane
Molecular function (GO): voltage-gated chloride channel activity
Source: RefSeq, a predicted model, not a curated record
AACACAGGAGUGAGACAGUGUGUGUGUUUAUUUUUGGCUCAGUGCGAGCGUGUCGAUGGCUGCCGAUGCGUCGCAAAGGAAAGCUCUGAGAUACCAGCAGACCCUGCUGUAUGGGGAAUACAGGGAGCAGCUGGGUAAUAUUGCCAGAAGGGAGGCCACACGUCUGUUGACUGAAAGGCAAUGGAGGAGACAUGCCGACAAUGUCUCUUCCGAUGGCCGAGCACAUCAUGCCAGCCUGGAGGCAGGGCCCAUGAAUACAGGAUUAAGCCACUCCUCCUCUAUAAAGAAGCCCCGCCCCUAUUCCACUUGUCAAGACUGUCUGGGCCGAAUCCAGAGGUACAUUGUGACAAAGCUGGGGGAGGACUGGAUCUUCUUGGUUCUUUUGGGUCUCACCAUGGCUUUGGUUAGCUGGAGCAUGGACUAUGCCAGUGCCAAGAGCCUACAAGCAUAUAAGUGGAUGUAUGGAGAGCUUAAGGGGAAUUUGGCUCUACAGUAUCUGGCCUGGGUUUCAUAUCCCAUCAUCCUUAUUGUGUUUGCAUCCCUCUUCUGCCACCUGGUCGCCCCACAAGCUAUAGGCUCUGGGAUCCCUGAACUCAAGACUAUUCUGAGAGGUGUUGUGUUAAAGGAGUAUCUCACACUCAAAGCUUUUGUGGCUAAAGUCAUUGGUCUUACGGCUGGUCUGGGCAGCGGCAUGCCCAUUGGAAAAGAGGGUCCUUUUGUGCAUAUUGCCAGUAUCUGUGCGGCAGUGUUGAGCCGGGUCAUGUCCAUCUUCACCGGUGUGUAUGAGAACCCUUAUAGUUACACAGACAUACUGACAGUAGGAUGUGCUGUUGGGGUGGGCUGCUGUUUUGGGACUCCCCUUGGAGGUGUGUUGUUCAGUAUUGAGGUCACGUCGACAUAUUUUGCAGUGAGGAAUUACUGGAGAGGAUAUUUUGCUGCCACAUUCAGUGCCUUCAUAUUCAGAGUUCUGUCAGUGUGGAACAAAGAUUCUGUCACAAUAACAGCACUGUUCCGUACAAACUUCCGUAUGGAUUUUCCCUUUGACCUGCAGGAACUGCCCGCAUUUGCAAUCAUCGGGAUCUCAUGUGGGUUUCUAGGGGCGUUCUUUGUCUAUCUGAACAGACAGGUCGUUCUGAUCAUGAGGAGACCAACAGCUCUCAAGCGCUUUCUCACAAAACACCGGUUGAUUUACCCCGGUGCCGUGACAUUAAUUAUAGCCUCCAUCACAUUUCCUCCAGGCUUCGGCCAAUUCAUGGCUGGAGAGUUGAUGCCCAGAGAAUGCAUUAAUUCUCUGUUUGAUAACUUUACCUGGACGAAGAUCUGGGGCUCCACAGCCCCGCCCGGACUGGGCCGCUCUGCUAUCUGGCUCCAUCCACAAGUCAGCGUCUUUGUCAUCCUCCUCCUCUUCUUCAUCAUGAAGUUCUGGAUGUCUGCAGUAUCUACAACAAUGCCAGUCCCUUCUGGAGCUUUCAUGCCUGUUUUUAUACUGGGAGCAGCAUUCGGCCGUUUGGUGGGUGAGAUCAUGGCCACACUCUUCCCAAAUGGAAUUCUGUUUGAUGGGAUCGUGUAUCAAAUCCUGCCUGGAGGCUAUGCUGUGAUCGGUGCAGCAGCUAUGACCGGGGCAGUCACACACACGGUUUCCACAGCAGUGAUCUGUUUUGAGCUGACGGGGCAGAUCUCACACAUCCUGCCCAUGAUGGUGGCCGUGAUUCUCGCCAACAUGGUGGCUCAGGGUCUCCAGCCUUCUCUUUAUGACUCCAUCAUCCAGGUCAAGAAACUGCCCUAUCUCCCUGAGCUCGGCAUUGGCCACAUCAGUAAAUACAAUAUCUUUGUGGAAGACAUCAUGGUGAAGAAAAUAAAGUUUUUGUCACCUCAGUCCACAUACAGAGAGCUGAAAGAACUGCUGGAGUCCACAUCUCUCAAAACCAUCCCGCUUGUCGACUCCAAAGAGUCAAUGAUUCUAUUGGGCUCCAUUGAGAGAUGUGAGCUUCAGGCUGCCUUUGAUUGGUGGCUCACAGCAGAAAGGCGGGUUUACAACCAGGGUGAGUGCGUGCCAAGCCCGGGGUCACGGGUCAGCUGGGAGUCCUUUGCCUUUGUGGAUGAGGAAGUUGGAAAGGAAAAUGGAGAGAAGGGUAACAGAGCCUCUGAAGAGCAUAACGGCCCACUGGGGUCUUCUAAAACCACAGACAUCUCCACUAAUCACACCGCAUUGGGUACUCUACAGUCCAUGCGGAGGACCCUUCGUCGCCUUUUCUCCUCCUCUUCCUCAUCUGGGGAGGCCGAGCUACAGAGCCCUGCAGCCCUCCCUGUAGCUGAUAACAUGACCCCUGAAGAGAUCAAAGCCUGGGAAGAGGAAGAGCUUGAUAAGCCGAUUGACAUUGAUCAGAUCCGUGUUGACCCCUCACCUUUUCAGCUGGUGGAGAGAACAUCUUUACAUAAGACUCACACCUUGUUCUCUCUUCUGGGUCUCAGUCAUGCUUAUGUAACCAGUAUUGGUAAACUUGUUGGGGUGGUUGCACUAAAAGAGCUCCAGAAAGCAAUCGAGGGUUCGACCCGUAGUGGAGUGCGACUGCGUCCCCCUCUGGCCAGUUUCAGAGAUGCACGACGCAAGGCCAAAAAGCCGUCCCAUUCCCCUUCCAUCCCGUCCUCUCCCACACGGGACAAAGAGUUGUGGAGCGAGAGCGUAACUACAAGAGAAACUAAAGACGAGUCCAGUGGUAGUAGUCUCCAGACAGCUGGGAAAAAGUGUAAUAUGGCCAUGGGCAACAACAGCAGAAGUAGCAUCAGUACAUCCCAGGAGCAAUUGCCGUCCCCUUCCACUUCCACAAUCCCUCUCUCUUCUCUUCAUUCUGUGCCUGAAGGAGAGGCGAAUGAUGUUAGAGACAGUGAUGAGGAGCCUUUAUAGGUCUUUUUUUUAUUUUCCUCAAAUUCAGCCCUCCAGGGGGAGGCAAACCAUAUUAUAGUGCUGCCUUUGAGCAGAACAUAGGCCGCAGUGGUGCACCACAGUCGUACCAUUGGACACGUUGGUGUUUGUGUGUUUUUGAAGGGAUUCUCUACUCUACAGAACUUUCUCUUUUUUUCAAGAUGUUUUUAUUCAAUUACAGCCUUUUUUUGUCGUCUAUACAUUUGUUUAAAUGGAAAGUCUGUCUGAAACAUCUCACUGAAUGUCUUCCCUCACUUCUUAUCCCAAUGUUUGACUAAUGUACUUGGUAUUCUCUGUCAUAUACUCUAGAAAGUGAAAAUGUAGAAUUGUUAUCUUAAAGGAAUAGCUCAUCCAAAAAAGAAAAUUCUGUAAUUACUUAUCACCUUCAUGUCGUUCCGAGCCCAUAUUUGUUUAGUGUUGCAGUGCAAUUGUUUAUAGUGAUUAUGUCCGACAAGCACCUAAUACAUAUAUUUAUACAACAGUUAGUUCCGGUCCUCAAACCUGAUUGGACGAGAGGUGUUUUAAGAGUGCUGAUAGCUCAGACCAUCAGCACUGGGAUGCUUUACUGUUUGUAUCACUCUGCUUGUGUUCAUGGCUUUCCAAACUAAAGUGUAAGAGCAGUGCAAAUAAGUAAGAGCUGUGCAGAUGUGUGAAUUUUCAUUCAUCCCUGCGAUAUUAAAGAUUUGAGCCAGCAAGUGGCGACAUAAGACCGUCUUGUGCAUGUUAUGAGCUACUUGAGCUGUUGUUGAAAGUCUGCUUUCAAUUAAUGCAUAAAUUUCUUUGAAGUCAUCCAGAAUUGUCUCCCACUCCAUGAUCGCUCAGAUUACUACUACACUAUAGCUGAGAAAUAGAGUUAAACUAACAGCUUCAGCAUUACUGUCGAUCACAGUUGAAAGUCGCAACAGACGGAGUUAUCAAACAUGAUCAGGGCAUCUACUUGAAACAUGUUUCCGAGUUGAGAGAAGAAGUAAACUUUGAACAUGGGUGAGGAGAGAAGGCUUUCUGUGUCACAAAUAAGAGUUCACCAAGAAAUAUACAAGAAUGAAACUGGUGUCCUCCAUGUUUUCUCUCCAACAAUAAAAGACUUGAAUGUGAGUGAAAUAUCGGUAGGAUAAUUCAGAUAGCAUGUAUGGAAGCAUCACUCCUCGAUCAGAGGGGAUUACUAUCACACUACAGCUGAAGGAAUAGAGUUAAACUAACAGCUGCAGCAUGUUCAUCAUUGUAACAGAUGCAUGGUAUCACACGCUCAGUCACUUACACUCUCUCUGUCACUUUAAAGCUGAUUUUCCAAAUGGUUUACUACAUAAUUUAAGCUACAAAGUCAUUAUUUUUGAAUAUUUGUUUGAUUAUUAUAAGUACUAAUGAAUAUGAGAUUAAUUUUUAUUUAUACUUGUGUUGUUUUAAUGGUCUCAUUAGCAUGCAGACUUUUAACAUGUUGCUCAUUAGCAUACAAUUUCGCAACGUCUUAAAAAUACACAAAGUGCGCAAUACUGCU